AUGUUUGAUGAAUAUGAUGCUGAUGCAUUCAAACUUUAUCUAAUAACAUCACCUGUUGUAGAUGGUGAAUCACUUAAAUUUAAAGAAGAAUGUGUUCAUGAUAUUCUUAAAGAUGUGUUUUUACAUUGGUAUAAUACAUUACGUCUUCUGAUUCAAUCAUGUUAUCAAUUAAAAAAUAAUAAACAAGUUUUUUUUAAUAUUUAUGAUGAAAAACGUUUAUAUUCGUCCAUGUCAUUAAACCCUACUGCUUAUCGUUUAUAUAUGGUAGCGUUUCGUCUUGUGAAAUACAUUGAUAUGUUAACCAAUCGGUAUGCUAAAUGA
Rotaria sp. Silwood2 is the source of this 321-nucleotide messenger RNA. The record is from the annotation of a GenBank genome assembly. NCBI's taxonomy places the organism in Eukaryota, Metazoa, Rotifera, Eurotatoria, Philodinida, Philodinidae.